Odocoileus virginianus texanus is the source of this 5792-nucleotide messenger RNA. Lineage: Eukaryota; Metazoa; Chordata; Mammalia; Artiodactyla; Cervidae. The record is from RefSeq and is a predicted model, not a curated record.
GACUUUCCGUUUAUCAGACUAAAACCAGAGCCAGUCCGACAGUGAAACGGUCACCGUGGAGGGGGGACGGCGAAAAAUGAAAUCCAACCAAGAGCGCAGCAACGAAUGCCUGCCUCCCAAGAAGCGCGAGAUCCCCGCCACCAGCCGGCCUUCCUCGGAGGACAAGGCGGUGCCCAGCGACAACCACCGCGCGGAGAACGCAGCAUGGCUCCCCGGCGCCCGGAGCCACGUGGGCGGGCGGCUGGGGCCGGCGGGGCCCCCGGCGGAGCUCGGUUUACAGCAGGGAAUAGGUUUACACAAAGUGCUGUCCACGGGGCUGGACUACUCUCCGCCCAGCGCGCCCCGGUCCGUCCCGGCGGUGGCGUCCACCACGACGAUGCCGGCUGCAUACCCGCCGCCCCCGCCGUCCGGGGCCCCCGUGUCCCCGGUGCAGUACGCCCACCUGCCGCACACGUUACAGUUCAUCGGGUCUUCCCAGUACAGCGGGCCCUACGCCGGCUUCAUCCCUUCCCAGCUGAUCUCGCCCACGGCCAGCCCGGUCACCAGCGCGGUGGCCUCGGCCGUGGGCGCCGCCACGCCCGCCCAGCGCUCCCAGCUGGAGGCCUAUAGCAGUCUGCUGGCCGACAUGGGCGGGCUGAGCCGAGCCUCCGGACACAAAGCUGAGCCGCCGCCACCUCCACCGCCGCCGCAGCACCUAGGCCGGACCGCGGGGCUCCUCCCCCCGGGGUCCCCACCGCCCCCGCAGCAGAGCCAGUACGUGCGCAUCUCCAGCUCGCCACAAAACGCUGCGCGCCCGGCCUCGCCGCCGGCCCUCCCCGUCCACCUGCACACGCACCCGACCAUGAUCCCGCACACGCUCACCCUGGGGCCCUCCCCGCAGGUGGUCGUGCAGUACACCGACUCCGGCAGCCACUUUGUCACCCGCGAGGCCACCAAGAAGGCGGAGAGCAGCCGGCUCCAGCAGGCCAUGCAGGCCAAGGAGAUGCUGAACGGGGAGGUGGAGAAGGGCCGCCGGUACGGGGCGCCCCCCGCGGCCGACCUGGGCCUGGUGAAGGCGGCCGGCAAGGCCGUGCCCCACCCGUACGAGUCCAGGCACGUGGUGGUCCACCCCGGCCCCGCCGACUACAGCGUCCGCGACGCGUCGGGGGUGCGGGCCUCGGUGAUGGUCCUACCCAACAGCAGCACCCCCGCCGCCGACCUCGAGGGGCAGCAGGUCACCCACCGGGAGAACUCGCCGUCCGCCCUCAACGACAAGAGCAGCCUGCACUUGGGGAAGCCCGGGCACCGCUCCUACGCGCUGUCCCCGCAGCAGGCGCUGGGCCCCGAAGGCGUGAAGGCCGUCGCCACGCUGUCCCCGCACACGGUCAUCCAGACCACACACAGCGCCUCGGAGGCCCUCCCGGUCGGGCUGCCGGCCACGGCCUUCUACGCGGGCACGCAGCCGCCGGUCAUCGGCUACCUGAGCGGCCAGCAGCAAGCGAUCACCUACGCCGGCGGCCUGCCCCCGCACCUGGUCAUCCCGGGCACCCAGCCCCUGCUCAUCCCGGUGGGCAGCGCUGACCUGGAGGGGUCGGGCGCCGCCUCGGCCAUCGUCACGUCGUCACCCCAGUUUGCUGCAGUGCCUCACACGUUCGUCACCACCGCCCUGCCCAAGAGCGAGAACUUCAGCCCCGAGGCCCUGGUCACUCAGGCUGCCUACCCGGCCAUGGUGCAGGCCCAGAUCCACUUGCCCGUGGCGCAGUCCGUGGCCUCCCCCGCCGCCGCCGCGCCCCCCACGCUGCCGCCCUACUUCAUGAAAGGCUCCAUCAUCCAGUUGGCCAACGGGGAGCUGAAGAAAGUAGAGGACCUGAAGACGGAGGACUUCAUCCAGAGCGCGGAGAUCAGCACCGACCUGAAGAUCGACUCCAGCACGGUGGAGAGGAUCGCGGACAGCCACAGCCCCGGCGUCGCCGUGAUCCAGUUUGCCGUCGGGGAUCACCGAGCGCAGGUCAGCGUGGAAGUUUUGGUAGAGUAUCCUUUUUUUGUGUUCGGACAGGGCUGGUCAUCCUGUUGCCCAGAGAGGACCAGCCAGCUCUUUGAUUUGCCGUGUUCCAAACUCUCCGUCGGGGACGUUUGUAUCUCGCUCACCCUCAAGAACCUGAAGAACGGCUCUGUUAAAAAGGGCCAGCCCGUGGAUCCAGCCAGCGUCCUGCUGAAGCACUCAAAGGCCGACGGCCUCGCGGGCAGUAGACACAGGUAUGCCGAGCAGGAAAACGGGAUCAGUCAGGGAAGCGCCCAGAUGCUCUCUGAGAACGGCGAACUGAAGUUUCCUGAAAAAAUAGGAUUGCCGGCUGCACCCUUGCUCACCAAAAUAGAACCCAGCAAGCCCGCGGCCACGAGGAAGAGGAGGUGGUCAGCGCCCGAGACCCGCAAACUGGAGAAGUCGGAAGACGAACCACCUUUGACUCUUCCCAAGCCUUCUCUCAUUUCUCAGGAGGUUAAGAUUUGCAUCGAAGGCCGCUCGAACGUAGGCAAGUAGAAGCCGCGUGGGGAAGGGAAAGCUGGCCCUCCUUUAUCAUUUGUAUCCAGAUUACAGAUGUACUGUAGGCUAAAUAACUCAGUAUUUACAUGUUAUCCUCUUACUUUAGGGUUCUGUUAUAACCUUGUCAUUAGACUUACAGCGGGCGUUGGGCAGGUGAUUUGGUGCAUAUGCUUUUUCCGGGCAUGUCUCUCAGCGGGUGGGUAGGUGGGGUGCCAGGGUAGGUCCAGCCCAGGCUCCAGGCAGGUGGUGGGCAUCCUGGUUGAGAUGAAGGUGGCCCCAUGGCACCCACCUUUUCUGGCAUCGUGGAUGCACCCCCGGGGGCACCGACUUCCACUGGCUUCAGAGGGCUGGUCUGCGGGAAGGGAGCUGCGUCAGGGGCGUGUGCGCGUGCCUGUGUGCCAGGGCGGGUGCCUGGGUGGCACUUCCGUGAGGGCGUCUCUCUCUCUGCCUCCCUCUGUCUUGCUCUCGGCACCAGACUGGAGGUCUGGGGGAAUGUCCUCAGGAGGUUCCCCUGUGCAAAGUCAGCAUCGGGGCCUCUUGAGAGAGGUACCAGACAGCAGAUGGAAAGUUAACCGUGUGAAAGAACAUUUCCCCCCCCCCCAACUUACUUUACAAUAAAAGCAACUUUUAAUCGUAGAGAUAAAUAUAUAUAUAUUUCCCCCUAUGGGGCCUGACUGCACUGAUAUUUUUUUAAAGAGCAACUGCCACCCAUGGGAUUUCGUUUCUGCUUUACCAGUGCAGUAAGUGAUGUCUCCAGGGCGUCGUGGUGGGCAGGCGGCCCCUGCUGGCUUCGCUCCGCACUGGUUGGGGGGGGCGCUGGGCAGCAGGGGUGGGGAGAGUGAACAUCCCCUCCGGUCUCUGUGCAGUGUUAGGAGAACCAAUCAGGUUAAUUGCAUUGACUUCGCUCCCAAGAGAUAAGACACAAACUGCCCUUCAAAAGAGCUGCAGAAGCUCUUUGCUUUGGGUUUGCAAAUCUUUUGUCUUUUAACUCUAGUACUGUUUAUAGUUCAUGACAAUGGACAACUCGGGUGCCACUUUUUUCAGAUUCCAGUGUGACGUGAGGAAUUAAGAUUUUGAAGAUAAGCAUAUAUAUUACUAUCUCUAAGUACUUAAAAUGCCGUUCACACUUUAUUACCAAGCAUCUUGGUCUCUCAUUCAACAAGUACUGUAUCUCACUUUAAACUCUUUGGGAAGAAAAACAGAAAAGAAAAAAAAAAAAAAACUAAGUUGCUUUCUUUCUUUUUUUUUUUUUUUUUUUAAACACUGUAACUACAUUUCAGCUCUGCAGAGUUUCUCACGGAGCAAGAUGCUGAAAGUUUCAAAGUGGUUUCAAGGAAUGAAUGUGAAUUAUGAACUUGUAUGUGACAGUGAAUGACCACCAAGUAAACAGCCUGACAGGAGGCACUCUUCACUUUGAUGUCUCAGAAAGGAUUUAAAAAGCAUAUGCAGAGCUGGCAGACGAACUGAGAGGGAAGGGAUGGGAAAAAAAAAAGAAUACUCACUUUUGUCCAGUGUUUUUCUUUUUAAGACGAACUUUUAAAGAACCUUGCGAUUUGCACAUCUUGAGUUUAUAAAUUUGUGUGAUAAUUCCUGCAGUUUUUAUUCAAUAACAUUGUGGGAAAGGCUUGGGGGACUGAACGAGCAUAAAUAAAUGUAGCAAAAUUACUUUCUAACCUGCCUAAACUCUAGGCCUUUUAUAAGAUUAUGUUCCUUUCAAGAUUCAUUUUUGGUCUUCUUACCGUAUCUGUCACAUAAAACCAGGUCUUAGCAGGACAACUCUGAGAAUUUUCUUCAGAUUCAUUGAGAGAGUUUUCCAUGAAGACAUUUAUAUAUGUGAGCAAGUUUGUUUUUUUUUUUCUAAGAAAACAAUUAUUAUUGUUGUUAUUAAUGUUAUUUUCAAAAUGACUUUCUUUUUCCAUCUGAAAUCAAGAUUUAAUGUUUGGUACAAACCCAGAAAGGGUCUUUCACAGUUGAGACCUUUUAUCCCCAGAGAUCUGAAAUAUUGUUUGUGGGUUUUGAUUGUGCAUUUUCAAGUGCUUAAAAGUUUUAUAAAGAGAGAGUAAUUUUUAAAUAUUCUUACUUGGAAUGGCUGCAACGAAUCUGAACAAAUACCUGAUUUUUCUUUUACCAUUGAAAAUAGUACUUUUUCCAUUUCACAGAUUUUUAAAAAAUUCUCGUCAGCCCACAUUCUGGCUUUCCAAUAUUCUUCACAUUUAGCUCUCAGCAGAACUGAUGAUUUUUAGAAACCAUUUCUGGGGUGUACCAAAAACAUUGGAAUAGGUUUUGAACUGCUAGAUCCAGUCCUUGACUUUCUUCGGUUUUCAUUACCCUCUCAGCAUGCUAGCAGAGAGCUGAGUGAGUCCAUUCUUGCAGUCAUAUUGCUUAUUUAGUGCUGUAUUUUUUUUAAACGUCUCUGUUCAGAGAACUUGCUUAAUCUUCCAUAUAUUCUGCUCAGGGCACUUGCAAUUAUUAGGUUUUGUUUUUCUUUUUUUGUUUUGACGGUAAGAGGAAUACGGGGCUGCCAUACAGACUGUCCUCAUCAGUACCACUAACGACAGUGAUUCACGUGGACUCAGAGAAACACCCACCACCUUUUGGCUUCUUUUGAGUAUUGAACUAACCGGAUCCACACCUCCAACACUAAAACGAGAAAACAUGCGUGGUUUGGAGCAAUAGGAACAUCAUCAUUGUUUUUCGUGCUUCUGUUUCAGGUAUAGGAAUUAUCGAAGAAUCGGUUCUUUCUAAACAUUGUCCCAUUUACCUUCUUGCUUCUUUAGCGUGUGCAAUACUUUCCGUGCCAAUAGAGUCUGAUCAGUGUGCGCUCUAGAGAAAGUGUAGGUAGGCCCCUCUUGGCUUUUUCCUUAUUCUCUCCAUCCUUUUCCUGUGCCGGCCAGAGAAGGGCUGGAAGGAAGGAGCCGGGAAGGGGAGAGCCUCCUGCUGGGCGAUUGCCCUGCUCCGGGAAGCCAAGGCCCCGGGGCAGGGAGCUCUGGGGGGAGCCCCGCGUUUCCCUCGCCCUGUUGCGGAAAGGAGCAAACAAAAGAGAUGGAAGGGAAGAACGCACUCUUCCCCCUCCUCACCGCGAGGAACAGUGGCGCGCAGACAGGAAGGAGGCAGACUCAUUUCUAAGGCGCACUCUGGAGCAAUCGAGCCAGGAUCAGCCCCUGUUCCACGGUCCUUUCCUCGAGUAGGUGCCCCCCCACCCCACCCCCAGGUCUGUGUCCUGGAGACUCGGAGCCGCGCCUCCUCCGAGCCUGGGCGGGAAGCGUGGUCC